Molecule: messenger RNA, 4568 nt
Organism: Heterocephalus glaber (naked mole-rat)
Lineage: Eukaryota; Metazoa; Chordata; Mammalia; Rodentia; Bathyergidae
Gene: Cipc
Product: CLOCK interacting pacemaker
Biological process (GO): negative regulation of DNA-templated transcription; negative regulation of circadian rhythm
Cellular component (GO): nucleus
Source: RefSeq, a predicted model, not a curated record
GCGGGGGCGGGGAAAGAGGCUGACUCUAAGGGUCCCUCUAGGAGAACAGCGCGCAGUCUCCGAGGUGUCCGGUCGUCGGAGCCGGGUCACGUGGCUGGUGAAAGCCGAUGCGGAGGCGGGGGGAGGAGAAAUGGGCUGGAGGCCAGGGGGAUAACUGGAGACCCGGAGAGCACCCGGUUGUCAUGGAGCCGUGGGGCCGGACUCGCGCAUGCGCCCCCCGACCUGCGGGGCUGCUCUUGGAGCCGCGACCCCGGCCCUAGGGCAAUCCAGAGGCAGAGUACUGAUGAGCCCGCCUCCGGCCCAGUAAAACAUGGAGAGGAAAAUCCCGUCCAGAGAGAGCCCCAGAAGACUCUCGGCCAAGCAAGGCAGAGGCACAGAGAUGAAGAAAACAGCUCGUCAGCUUGGUGUGGUGGCUGCCGAGUCAGAUAAGGACUCUGGAUUUUCAGAUGGGAGCUCAGAAUGUCUGAGCUCUGCAGAGCAGAUGGAGUCGGAGGACAUGCUGAGCACCCUAGGCUGGAGCAGAGAAGACAGGCUGAGGCAGAGCUCCAGAGCUGCAAACAAUGCCUUCCCUACUCUGUCCCCCAUGGUCGUCAUGAAGAAUGUGCUGGUCAAGCAGGGCAGCAGCUCCUCCCAGCUCCAGUCGUGGACAGUCCAGCCCUCCUUUGAGGUGAUCUCAGCACAGCCACAGCUUUUCGUCCUUCAUCCCCCUGUGCCAUCUCCAAUCAGCCCAUGUCACACCACUGAGAAAAAGUCAGACUGCAGAAACUACUUGCCAAUUCUGAAUUCUUAUACCAAAAUAGCCCCACACCCAGGCAAAAGGGGCCUUUCCCUCAGCGUAGAAGAAAGAGGAGCAGGCAGAACACAGAAGAAAGUCUGCACUGAGAGACUGGGUCCCAGCUUGUCUUCCAGUGAGCCGAUCAAGACUGGCACUGUACCAUCCAGACCCCCUACUCCAGCUCCACCCAGUGACAAACUAGCCGAGGACUCAGCUCUGCAGGGUGUGCCCUCUCUGGUGGCAGGUGGAAGUCCACAGACUCUCCAGCCCGUGUCCAGCAGCCACGUGGCGAAAGCUCCCAGUCUAACCUUUGCUUCCCCUGCCAGUCCUGUCUGUGCCUCCGACAGUACUCUGCAUGGCUUAGAGAGCAGCUCUCCCCUUUCCCCGCUGUCAGCCAAUUAUAGCUCACCUCUGUGGGCCGAGGAACAUCUCUGCCGCAGCCCAGAUAUCUUUUCUGAGCAGCGACAGAGCAAACACAGGCGCUUUCAGAAUACUUUAGUAGUCCUCCACAAGUCCGGCUUGCUGGAGAUCACUUUGAAAACCAAGGAGUUGAUUCGUCAGAACCAGGCAACUCAGGUGGAACUAGACCAGCUGAAGGAGCAGACUCAGCUGUUCAUAGAGGCCACCAAGAGCAGGGCUCCUCAGGCGUGGGCCAGGCUGCAGGCAUCUCUCACGUCUGGGUGCAGUCGUCCAGGCAGUGAGCCAGAAGCAUUCUCUGACCGCCCCGACAUAUAGCACAGCAUAUUUUCCAGUCAUUUGUGGUCCCUUUGACUCUUUGGCUGUUACCUACACCUGUUUCCCAAAGCCUACAUAAGAGCUUUUUCUUCUGAACUCAACUUCCGAAGCCACGUGCCAACCCCUGGCUGCUGUCUCAACCUGUGGUCCCUGUGCAGAUUAAAUAGGUCUCUCUUCCACUGUUCCUGAGUCCUUUUUCCUUAGCCUGCAGGCACUUAGCUGAUCAUGGAGCAGAGCAGGAAAGAAGAUUGUGUGCGGCUCCUCUGUCACCUCCCACCAUCCCAUUUGGUAACUGGAUUAAGGGCGCAGUAACAUGGAUGAGCAUACAGAUUGACACUUGUCAAUCCAGGGCGUAGGUGACAUGAGGAUUCCUUCAUCGAUUGGCCCUUGUGUUAAGUAAGAGGAGGUGUGUUUGUAUUCUAUAAGGCACCGUGCCAGCUGGGCAAAGCCUAACAUGCUUUGGGCACAGGACAUGUCUGGCCAUUCAAGCAGUUAAUCACAUAGCUUUGUUUUCUUAAACUUGAAAGUCAAGGGAAAGGGUAAUACCAUUUGACUCAUACACUUUGAUCACAAGCCAGAUUUCAUUUAUAAACAAGUAGGCAAAAUACUUAUUUUUAAGGUAUAGAAUAUAUUCAUUACCAUCUGGAAUUGUAGGUGACGGAUUGCUAUAUUGAUUAAAAUGCUAGCAUCGGCCUGGGGAUUUAGCCCAGUGGUGCUGCUGCCUGCCUCGAAAACGCAAGGGCCUGAGUUCGAUCCCCGGUAUCAAAAAAAUUAAAAAAUAGACUUUAAAAAAAUAAAAAGAAAGAAAAUGCUAGCAUCUCUUGGUUAGCAACUGGAAGAUUCUGGUAACUCACACUUUCUUCAAACAGUGAAAACUGAAAAGCUCAAGUGUAGCUUCAGUGGUUCAGAGGGUAAGAUAGGAGUUGCCGCUCUGCUGCCAAUAAAGCUGGAUUUUUUCUUUUUUUUGGUACCAGGGGUCGAACUCGGGACCUUGCGCUUGUGAAGCAGGUGCCAGAACCACUGAGCUAAAUCCCUGGCUUUCCUUUGUUUUUAUAAUAGAAGGAAGAACUGAUUAUGCUUCUAAACUUUGAAUUAAAGUUAUCCUGAGGUAAUAAUAAGGCAAUAAAAUGUUGGAAAGCAUUCUUGCUAUCCAUUUUCCCUUCACAUCCUGAGCUUGUCUGUCCCAUGUUGUAGGGCAACUGUGGAGCAGUCCUAUGCCUCUCAUGUGUUGGAUGUUGGCAGCAAAGCUAAAGGCAUGGUGAUGUAUUUUGAUGCUCAUCUGGAGAUGGAGGAUGUGAUCAGAAUUUCCAGAUGAUACACAUUCUUUUCAGCUUCAUUGUAUCAGUGAUUAGAAGUCUUAAGUAGUAAGGUUUCAGAUUUUAUCCCCUUAUUUAAAUUUUUUAUCCUUUUGAAAAUCUUUGUUCUUUACAAAAAUUAACAAGUGUUUUGUUUUUUUUUGUACUGGGGAUCAAACUCAGGACCUUGUGGUUGCAAGGCAGGCACUGGAACCACUGAGCUAAAUCCCCGGCCCUGUUUGUUUUUUUGAGACAAGGUCUCACUAUGUAGUUCAGACUAGCCUUGAACUCACUAUGUAGCCCAGGCUGACUUCGAACUCAGGGAGAUCUUCCUGUCUCAGCCUCCCAAGUGCUAGGACUACAGCAUGUGCCACCAGUCCUGGCUCCUGCAAAGAAAAUGUUCUUGAGUUUUUAACAAGCCCAGAAGUUAGUGAUCACUUUAGUGGGUAGUUGUAACUCUAAUAUGGAUUAGAAACUUUAAGAGUUCUGAUUGCCUGUAAUCUGUUUGCAGACACAUUUGAUUUAGAAAUGACUGAUUUAGAAAUAACUCACUAAAAGUGCUCAAUUCCUCUAGUCAAUGCAGAAUUAUUACCUGCUGUUUGCUUUUCUAAAAGAGUCCAAAAUCAGAGCAAAUGUAUCUCUAAGCAGACAUAGCUCCUUGUAAUAUUUUUCUCUUGGUCCAUUCCCUUUACCUCCCUCAAAUCUGUAUGAUACUAUAGCUGCUCUACUCUGCACCAUCCUAGGAAGCUUCCUUUUUGGCAGAAAUAUGUUUGGCAGCAAAGCUAUAGAGAUAGGUGUGUGUAGAACAGCCUGGGCUCCAGUCAUGAGUCUUAGUGGCAGAAAUCUGAAAACACAUGCUGAGAACCAAAUGUAUUCCAUUUGAAGAGCCCUCAGAGGAGCUAUGAGCCUCUUGGACUCUUCUUCCUAGAUUAGGUUUGCAUUUCCCUUCCUGUCACUGUAAAAGAUGAUGAAAGCCAACAUUGAUCCUCACUGCUAAGUGGCAGGGAGAUGAAGACCCCCUGGCUUCUCUCUGAUCUUGUAACUAGAGCUGAAAGUGUCUAGGCUGUUAGCAUGGAUAUCCUUUCCCUAGUGAAGCUCGGAGUGAAGGAACCCAAGUAGAGAAGCUAGAUCUUAAAGGAGAGACCCACAAGGCCAGAAGCCAGAUCAGCAAAUGGAGGAGCCUUGGAGUUGACCAGGAAGAUCCCUGUUGGUUGCACAAGGCUGUAAGUAGUAGUGGCUGAAGUGAUGCAUGAUGUAAUUGGGUAUGAAGUACUGGGGCACAUCUACUGUUUUAUGAAAGUGAGAAGCCGGGGGCUGGGGAUUUAGCUGAGUGGUUUCGCCACCUGCUCCGCAAGCGCAAGGACCUGAGUUCGAUCCCCGGUACAAAAAAAAAAAAAGAAAGAAAGAAAGAAGCCAAUCUUAGCUCAAACUAACCCUUAGAACUUUUAGCAGAUUUUAUUGGCAAUAUUGAAACACAUCUAGAAAAAGCUGCUGAUUGAUUCAGUUAUGGGUAUGGAGUUUAAUGACAUUUGUAAUUUAUUACAGUCAAUGCUUUUUAUUGAUUAUAAUGUCUGACUUUUCUUCUCUACUAAGAUUCCUUAGCAGAAAAGUAACUCUUGUGCAUAUAUUGAAGUGGUUUUCCAGCUAUGAAUUCUUUAUGAAACUUACUUACCAAAUGUGAAUUCCUCUGAGAAGGUAUGAAGUUACUUAGAAAUUGACUGUGAAAUGUCAGAGAAAAAUAAAAGUCACUUACUUGAAAACUA